AUGCCGCUGUUAAGAAUGGCAUCCCGAGGCCUGCCUCGCCAAUCAACAAGCCUGGGAAGUCUCCGUAUCCUUGGAUCUAACCCAACCAAGGGUACAAGUAGAUCCAGAACGCCCAGAAGCCAGCCAGUGGGAAAGCCCUCGGAAGCACGCAGCGACCAGCCAGCGGGACAGCCUCCAGAAGGGGAACAGUACCAAUCCAAGGUCGAGGCCGUUUCUGCCGCUCUCCGCGAGGGCGCCAAAAACGCCGACAACAGCCUCCUCUCUCCCGUCCAUAUUCCGGAUGAUCCGCAUGGGAUCAUCAAGCCCGACCACCCGGCCAUGUCCAUCUUGAACAACUCGUCCAUUGUCGUGCAGCGGCAGAUAGAGAUGCUGAACGUGUUCCUCGGCUUCGAGCAAGCAAACAAGUAUGUCAUCAUGGACGGGCAAGGCAACCAUAUUGGUUACCUUGCGGAAAAAGAGCUUGGAUUGGGUGGCACGAUGGCGAGGCAAAUGUUCAAGACCCACAGGAGCUUUGAGACGCAUGUGUUUGACAAGAACGAACGGGAAGUACUGAGAUUCCACCGGCCAUUCAGCUACAUCAACUCCUGCAUCCGCGUAUACGACCCCACGCAAACCACUGACCCGCAACUCUCCGCGGAGGACAUCACUACGGCCAACAACAGCAGCGGCACCGCGCUCGUCAACCAGCCCCCGGCCCCGCACCUCCACUACUCGCAAAUGCGCGUCAUCGGCGAAGCGCAGCAGCAAUGGGCGCCCCUGCGGCGCAAAUACAACCUCUUCCUAUCGCGGGACGUGUCCACAAUCGAAGAAAGCGCCACCACCACGCAAAACCCCAACCCCAACACCAACACCAACAACAACGACAACAGCAACAGCAAAGCGCUCCAGACGACAACCGACGCCAACCGCGCCAUGGUCCAGUUCGCAUACGUCGACGAGCCCUUCCUCUCGUGGGACUUUUCGCUCCGCCGCUCCGACGCCUCGCUCCUCGGCUCCGUGAACCGCAACUUCGGCGGCUUCGCGCGCGAAAUCUUUACCGAUACGGGCGUGUACGCGCUGCGCAUGGACGCGUCGGCCGUCGAGCAUCUGCAACAACAAGAGCCACCACAACAACAACAGCAGCAGCAGCAGCAGCAGCAGACAGCCCUAGCCACCGCCCCAGCAAUGACGCUCGACGAGCGCGCCCUCAUGCUCGCCACAGCCGUAACCAUCGACUUCGACUACUUCAGCCGCCACUCCAGCGCCGUAGGCGGAGGCAUGGGCCUGCCGAUCCCGAUCUGGAUCCCAGGGAUGGGGGGCGGGGCAGCCGCCGAAGGCGGGGCCGUAGGCGCAGGCGGCGCGGUGGUCGGAGCAGGGGAGAUCGGGGCCGCGGAGGCGGGCGCCGGCGCGCUGGGCGGCGCUGCGCGCGGCAUGGGCGCUAGUGAGGGCGCGGUCGCGGGCGUGGGGUCGGUUGCUGGCAUGGAGGCUAUGCGGCGCGGCCAGGGUGGUGGUGCUGGUGCUGGCAGCGCUGAUGACGCGAGCCCGGUCGCUGGGGAUCCGUGGGGUAAUGGGGGUGGUGAUGGGGGUGCUGGUGAUCUGGCUCGUGCGGGUGGGGAUGGUGGUGGAGAGGGCGGCGGCUGGCUGGAUUCGUUAAGUGAGUUCUUUGAUUAGUUUUGCGGGGGGUUGUGGCGUGUUGUCGGUAUGGAGAAGAGACAGUGACGGGGGGAGGUGGAGGCGUGGACAGCGAAUGGUAGUGAUGGGCGAGCUCUGCGUGAGAGGCUUUUCAAACGAAGCCAUAUGCAUAAUUUGCAUCCUUGUAAAGCGGAAGCCAUCACUACCACUUGGAGAAGCCGCCAGUGGUACUUGAAAGAGUCCGUACAUAACUCGAUUCUGCUCAUGUAUAUACAUAAGACAGCUUCCUUAACCUCACCAAAAUAUAUCACCACACUCAAUUCACCCUAUCAUCAAGCCCCACUUCACUUUCCCAUAUAGACACCAGAACGCAACCGACCCACCA
Aplosporella prunicola CBS 121167 is the source of this 1996-nucleotide messenger RNA. RefSeq lists its product as uncharacterized. The transcript is spliced from 5 exons. The record is from RefSeq and is a predicted model, not a curated record. Gene Ontology annotation, cellular component: plasma membrane. Gene Ontology annotation, molecular function: phospholipid scramblase activity. NCBI's taxonomy places the organism in Eukaryota, Fungi, Ascomycota, Dothideomycetes, Botryosphaeriales, Aplosporellaceae. The coding region runs from base 1 to 1650 and encodes 549 amino acids. Gene Ontology annotation, biological process: plasma membrane phospholipid scrambling.